AUAAUAAUACAAAAAAGAUCAGAUUUGUAUCGGCGAUAUCCAAAUGUAAAAUAUCGGUAUCGGUAUCGGACAUAAAAAAGUGGUAUCGUGCCAUCCCUACUUUGAACCUGCUGGCCAGCAGGAGUCUGCAGCUUCUUUCUGGGUACUCAGGCUGCCUCCCAGAAGCAUGUAUGUUAGGUUAAUUGGUGUGAAUGUGUGUAAGAAUGAUUCUCUCUGUGUGUUAACCUUGGUAACCUGUGCAUGGUGUACCCCCAUCUCUCUCACCCUACAGCUCCAGCUCCCCCUGUGACCCUGACUUAAAUAACUGGAUGGAUGCAUUACCAGUUAAUUUCAUGUUUCUGCAGUCACAGACAUUUUUAACAUGCUCUUUAAAGUGUAUAAAUAUGUCUGAUUUUAUGAUGUAAUGAUUGUGACAGGAAGGUUCAUAUUGCUAAACAAUAAUUGCCCUGUGUUAAUGAUAAAGUGGCAGCAGCAUGUUGUAGUUUUAAAGCAGCGAUUUACCUUUUUAUACCUGCAGUGCAGUUUUAUAGUGCAUGCAUCAAUGCAGUUAAUACAGCAGUCAUUGAUCCUCAACUGAGAACAUGCAGAACGCUUUGUGACAAAACAUUAAAGUGACUUCUUCUUGUAGUUUUUAUCUAGUUUUACAGAUGACAGCGUUUUAAACUCUAAACUGAAACCUGUCUCUUUAAAUGUGGAAUAAGAGGGUCAAUUUUACAUUUUCAAAUUCAUUUCAAAAUUUGACGAUGGAAAAAUAAAUGAUAUAUUGCUCAUUACUGGAUUGGUGAAUAAUAAUGAAAUAAUAAUAAUAAUAAUACAUGUGUUUCUUUGAGUGGGAUUUCUUGAUGAAAAUGUUUUUUUGGGGGGUCUGACUGAAACUCGAACCGCACAUCGAAUAAAUAAAAAGUGUUUCCGCCACGUCUAACUUGAAGGCUUUUAUUUCGGCAGUGAUAAACCGGAAGUGUUUCUGUCUCGCUUGAGGCUGGCUAGCUUCUACUUUAACAAUGCAGCAGCGGGAGGAGAAGCAGUUGGAGGCGUCGGUGGAGUCUCUGAUCUCCCGGGUGGCUCACGUUAAAAACGCUUUGCACAGUUUCAUCUAUAAGCUAGAAAAUGAGUACGAGCGUUUGACGUGGCCCUCAGUUUUGGACAACUUCGCCCUCCUGUCUGGCCAGCUGAACACGAUCAACAAACUGCUGAGGAACGAGAAGACGCCGUCCUUUCGCAACCAGGUUAUAAUCCCCCUGCUCCUGUCUCCGGACCGAGAUGAGGACCUGGCAAAACUCACGGAGCAGCGCGUCCCGGUGUUCAGUCACGAGAUCGUCCCCGACUACCUGCGGACCAAACCUGACCCUGAGGUGGAGGAGCAGGAGAAACAGCUGAGUGCGGAGGCAGCGCGCAUCGGCCCCGAUGUGGCACAGAAACAAAUCCAGACGUUGAAUAAGCUGUGCUCCAACCUGCUGGAGAAGCUAAGCAACCCUCGUGAAGACAGAGAUGCAGAAAACGCUGCAAUGCGGCAGAGCAAACCGUCUUUCAACCCCACCGACACCAACGCGUUAGUUUCAGCCGUCGCUUUUGGAAAGGGACUCUCCAAAUGUAGGCCUCCUGGUCCCGUGGCCGCUGGACACCAAGGACAGGGAUCCAUGAUGAGUGGAGGUCCAACCUUACAGCAGGUCACUAUUGGUGGGGGUUCAGGCCAGCAAGCAGGUAUGGGAGGACCUGUGGCACAACAGCAGCAAGGACAGACAGGAAAAAUGCCGAGCAGCAUCAAGACAAACAUCAAAUCUGCGUCUGGUUCAAUGCAUCCAUACAACCGAUGAGCCCCUUUCUUCUCACCUGUUAGCUUUCAGAGACUCUCCUACAGAGGUGCUGGCCAUGGUACUUCUCCUCAGUGGGGGGGGGGGGGGGGACUGCUAUGGAGGACCGCACCAAUAAGCUGAACUGGAUUCUGCCCAUUAUUCAUUUAUCAUCUGAUUUUAAGCUUAUUGGUUUCUCACGUGAGGAAAGUUAAUUGCCUGCGUCUGAAUUAUUUUCAAGGAAAAUGGGAAAAAUAUCAUCCUUAAAAUUCAAAAGCUUUUUUUUAAAUCUGUCACUGAAGCUGUUUUUGUUUUUUUGAUACCUCAUCUGAGCGGCGGUGUUUGAGCCACUAGGUGGCAGUAUGCUUUCAUUAAUGGCUUUAUAUUUUUGGAACUGUGCUCAGGACACUUUCAAUUAAAAAAAAAGUUUUAAAGAA
Archocentrus centrarchus (flier cichlid) is the source of this 2227-nucleotide messenger RNA. RefSeq names its product mediator complex subunit 8 (gene med8). The coding region runs from base 1002 to 1814 and encodes 270 amino acids. Gene Ontology annotation, molecular function: transcription coregulator activity; RNA polymerase II cis-regulatory region sequence-specific DNA binding. The record is from RefSeq and is a predicted model, not a curated record. Gene Ontology annotation, biological process: regulation of transcription by RNA polymerase II. The transcript has 7 exons. Gene Ontology annotation, cellular component: mediator complex; core mediator complex. NCBI's taxonomy places the organism in Eukaryota, Metazoa, Chordata, Actinopteri, Cichliformes, Cichlidae.